AUGCCAGCCGAGAACCAAAGCAGCAGCAGUGGAUUCAUUCUCCAGGGUUUCUCAGAUUACCCAGACAUACAGAUCCCAUUGUUCUGCCUGUUUCUCCUGAUCUAUAUACUUACUUUACAGGCGAAUGUACUUAUCCUAAUAGUGAUUUACCAAACCUCCUUAUUGCACACUCCUAUGUACUUCUUCCUAUGCAAUCUUGCGUUUAUAGAUCUCUGUACUUCUUCUGUUUCUCAGCCUAAACUGCUUUCUAUCCUCUUAAGAGGGGACAAUACAAUUUCUUUUGUUGGCUGUAUGACCCAGUUACACUUCUUUCUGUCUUUGGCAUGUUCUGAAUUUCUCUCAUUGACUGUCAUGGCAUUUGAUCGCUAUGUUGCUAUUUGUAAUCCUUUGAGGUAUCUGACUGUGAUGAACAGGAACUUCUGUGUUUUAUUGGCCAUAACUUGUUGGACCUUUAGUUUUUCUGCACCAUUGUCACACACUGUGCUCAUAUCCCAUUUACCUUUCUGUAGAUCACAGGCAAUAGACCAUUUCUUCUGUGAUCCUUCCAUAUUAUUAAACCUGUCUUGUGCAAGCACUUUUUUUAUUGAGAUGCUAACAUAUGUUCUGGACUCAAUUGUGGGACUUCCUGCCUUUGCACUUACAGUAGCCUCUUAUACCUACAUCAUUUCCACUAUUAUAAAGAUCCAUUCUGCUACAGGAAGGAAGAAAGCUUUCUCUACUUGUACCUCCCACCUCACUGUUGUCAUUCUUUUCUACGGCACUACAUUGAUUACUUAUAUGAUGCCUAUAUCUCAGUAUUCAUCCACUACAUCAAAACCAUUUUCCUUUCUCUACACUGCCUUGAUACCAUUAAUCAACCCUUUUAUAUACACUUUACGAAACAAAGAUAUUAAACAACAUAUUUUAAUAGAAACUAACAGGAAUAUUUACAAGUGGUAG
Xenopus tropicalis (tropical clawed frog) is the source of this 939-nucleotide messenger RNA. It is a transcript of the gene or15a1i, whose product is annotated as olfactory receptor family 15 subfamily A member 1I. The record is from RefSeq and is a predicted model, not a curated record. Gene Ontology annotation, biological process: signal transduction; G protein-coupled receptor signaling pathway; detection of chemical stimulus involved in sensory perception of smell. The coding region runs from base 1 to 939 and encodes 312 amino acids. Gene Ontology annotation, molecular function: G protein-coupled receptor activity; olfactory receptor activity. Gene Ontology annotation, cellular component: plasma membrane; membrane. The transcript has a single exon. Lineage: Eukaryota; Metazoa; Chordata; Amphibia; Anura; Pipidae.